Chilo suppressalis (striped riceborer) is the source of this 3284-nucleotide messenger RNA. The record is from the annotation of a GenBank genome assembly. NCBI's taxonomy places the organism in Eukaryota, Metazoa, Arthropoda, Insecta, Lepidoptera, Crambidae.
AGCAACAAAAAUGUUGCCGUGUUUGAUGUGAAAGACAGGUUUCCACCGUCGGUCGCCGCUGUAUUUAUUUUACGACAUCAACAAACUGUUAAUAACGAAACACGAUGACGUGUGCUUUGCCGUAAGUGAAAGUAACUUAUUAGUGGUAGGAGCAAUACGCGUAGGCCUUCAAUAUCUACAGUACAUUCCAGUAGUCACAGUCGCUCGCGCGUCGUGGUAUAGUUCACUCGCUUCCACGAGCAGUUCUUCGUUCAGGAAAUAUGUGCGGAAUAUUUGCAUACAUUAAUCACCUAACGCCAAAAACUAGGCGUGAAAUAUUGGAAUUGCUUGUAAAUGGAUUGAAACGCUUGGAAUAUCGUGGAUAUGAUUCAGCGGGCGUUGCUGUCGAUGCUGCUGAUCAGAAAGACAUUGCGGUAGUGAAACGUAGCGGCAAAGUAGCCGCUCUCGAAGAACUGUUGCAGGAGCGCAGCAUCGAGCUCUUGGUGGAAGAAUGUGUCGAGUCGCACUGUGGAAUCGCGCACACGCGUUGGGCAACGCACGGUGAACCGAGCGCCGUCAAUUCACAUCCGCAACGUUCCGGAGAAGAUAAUGCAUUUGUUGUUAUCCACAAUGGAAUCAUUACCAACUACAAAGAAGUGAAAACAUUCCUAGAAAAUAAGGGUUACACAUUUGAAUCUCAAACUGACACUGAAGCUAUUGCUAAGUUGAUUCAUCAUAUGUACAACCAGCACAAGGACUAUAACUUUCAAGAACUUGCUGAACAGGUAAUACAACAACUUGAAGGAGCUUUUGCUUUAUGUUUCAAAUCACGCCAUUUCCCUAAUGAAUGUGUGGCAACUCGUAGAGGCAGUCCCUUGCUUGUUGGUAUCAAGACACGCCGUCGCCUAUCUAGUGAUCAUGUUCCUAUUAUGUAUACCAACAAUAAGGCUACACGAGGAGUGGUUCCCUCUGUGCCUAGAGUCAACAGUCAUGCCCACUUUCAACCUGAAGAGGAGCGUGAAGUUGAAUAUUUCUUUGCAUCUGAUGCAUCUGCUGUUAUUGAGCAUACUAAUAGAGUCUUAUAUUUUGAAGAUGAUGAUGUUGCCCACAUAAAAGAUGGUGUGCUCAGUAUUCACCGUUUGUCUGGCAGUAGUAGUGACCCUCAUGAACGUGAGAUUUUCACCUUAAAACUGGAAUUGCAACAGAUAAUGAAAGGUAACUAUGAGUACUUUAUGCAAAAAGAAAUUUUUGAACAACCAGAAUCCAUAGUAAAUACUAUGAGAGGUCGUCUCAACUUUGCAAAUGGUACUGUAACUUUAGGAGGUAUCAAAGAUUAUAUUCCUGAGAUUAAGCGAUGCCGAAGACUCAUGUUAAUUGGUUGUGGUACUAGCUACCACAGUGCUGUUGCUACUCGUCAGUUGUUGGAAGAACUUACAGAACUACCAGUUAUGGUAGAACUUGCAUCUGAUUUCUUAGAUAGAAAUACUCCUGUAUUUAGAGAUGAUGUUUGCUUUUUUAUUUCUCAAUCUGGUGAGACAGCUGAUACUCUGAUGGCCUUAAGAUAUUGUAAACGUCAUGGUGCUCUUAUAGUUGGUAUCACCAAUACAGUCGGCAGUUCCAUCUGUCGAGAAUCCCACUGUGGUGUUCACAUCAAUGCUGGCCCUGAAAUUGGUGUGGCUUCUACUAAAGCAUACACUUCUCAGUUUGUAUCUUUGGUAAUGUUUGCCUUGGUUAUUAGUGAAGAUCGCAUAUCAUUACAAAAACGACGGGCUGACAUUAUUGCAGGACUUCAUGAAUUAGACGAAAAAAUUCGUCAAGUUUUAGCUUUGGAUUCUGAAGUUAAAGCUUUGGCAGAGGACUUAUAUCGCCAAAGAUCGUUGCUUAUAAUGGGACGAGGAUAUAACUUCGCAACUUGCUUAGAAGGAGCAUUAAAAGUGAAAGAGCUUACAUAUAUGCACAGCGAAGGAAUUAUGGCGGGAGAGCUGAAACACGGCCCACUCGCGCUUAUAGACGAUUCAAUGCCAGUAAUGAUGAUUGUUAUGCGUGAUCCAGUUUACACCAAAUGCAUGAAUGCAUUGCAACAGGUAAAUGCUCGGCAAGGUCGCCCAAUAGUCGUGUGUGAACAGGGUGACAAAGAAACAAUGGCCCUGGCAUCCCGUUCACUCGAAAUUCCGAAAACUGUUGAUUGUCUGCAAGGAGUGCUCACAGUCAUUCCAAUGCAACUUCUUGCCUACCAUAUUGCAGUACUACGUGGCUGUAAUGUUGAUUGCCCGCGAAAUCUCGCAAAAUCGGUAACCGUAGAAUAAACAGGCAUAUUAAGAUCUCACUGGCACAAACACUUGAAUGUAAAUAUGUUUUAUUAUUCGAAAGUACAGUAAUGUAUAAGUUAAUUGUAUAUGUCAAGAUAUCAUAACAUUUUUCUAUAAAUACCUGCAUUAUUAAGACAAUAUGACUAUGUGGCGAUUACAGAACACAAAAAUGUGUUAUUAAAUAAAUGGAAUAUGGAUAACUAUUAUACAGCUGUUUGCCCUUCCAAUGGAAUAUUUAAAAGAAAGUAAUUAAGUAUUUUUCAUAACUUUUGUUUGUUAUAAUUUUUCAGUAAAUGUUCAAUACAUUGCGUCAAACUUGCAUUUACUACCAGCGAUGCAUAACUGUUUCUACAAUUAGCCACACAUAAUUAUAUUAUUCCUUCCUCGUCAACAUAGUACUUACAUUCCUAUCCAUACUGUCUGUUUUAUUUUUCUAUGAAGUCCUCAACAUUCCUAUAUAUAAACUAAUACAAAUCUGUUUAUUAUCUUGUAUCAAUCUAAAUGUGGGCGUUUUAAAAUCAUGGACUUGACUUUAGAUUUACAAUAAAGUAAAAGGUCAAAUUAUUUUAUGAGUGUAAAUAUUUUUAUGACAGGUUAUUGUAUGAGCAAAAACCUGAUCACUAUAAUCGUUAUAAGAUGUAGACAAUUUAAAAAUAUUCCAUUAUAUAUUUUCCGAUUAAAACUGUGGCUAUAUGGGAAUAAGAGUGUGAAUCAAAUUAGUUAUGAGUAGACAAUGUAUGUAAGUUCGACGGAAAUAGAAGUAUAAAAUAGUUGAUACAACAAUUUAGUUUGCAUAAAAAAUGCCUUAUAUCUUAUAUUAGAAUACAUUUUUGUUUAAAUCAAAGCAAAUUGUCCUGUAAAAAAAAAGAGCUUCAUUUUAUUGAUCAGGAUCUCGCACUUGAUAUUCAAUCCUGUGGCAUUUGCAUACAUAUUUUUAAAAUUGUUUUAUACUACCAUGGUUUUUAGUUCUUCUAGUUUUAUCUAUCUUUGUUCAGA